UUGGACUCCCUUGCCGUGUGUGAUGCAGCAGCAGCGGUCACACAAGGACGGGCGGGGCAAGUCGUAGCCCAAGCCCGGCAGGGAGUCACUUAGAGGCUGGCCGUGGACGUGAACGGAGGCGCGCGACGGUAAAAGAGCAACUCUUCUCUGGGAUCCAAACUCUUGAGGAUCGCGCGAGUCCGUGGGCCCAGCAUGCAGGCGGCACGCUGGCUGGCGGUGAGCCUCACCCUGGCGCUGGCGGCGGCCGAGGGGGACUCGAUCAUGCCCGGUGUCAGUGUCCUUCCAGCACGCACAAAGCGACAAGGAAUCGUCUUCCCAGGUGACCCAAUCUUUGACCUGCCUCGUCGUCCUGUCAACGGCCCGGGGAGGUUUGCUCCCGCUCCUCAGCCUCCAGCCAACCCUAACCCCGUGGAUGGGCCCCUCGACCUGCCGGAGGACAUGGACCUGAACGCCCUGGACCUCAGCAGUCUCACCCGCGUCAACUCCAUCGGCAACAUCACGGACUUCGCGAGUCUCUUUGGCAUCGAACUCCCGCUCCCCGAAGACACCGGGACAGACUUCGAACUUGUCACCAGAAUUGGCGGCGCAGGAGAGGCCGCCGAGUUGGCCACCAUGGCCACGUGCAAGCCGGAGGUAAGGACGGUGGAGCUGGACCUGCCGACGGAGGCCAACACCCUCUUCUACCCGACGUGCGUGCGGCUGGAGCAGUGCGGGGGCUGCUGCUACGGGCCGCUGCUCACCUGCCGGCCCAAGGUCACCAAGGUGGUCAAGUACAAGGUGCUGAAGACGGUGGUGGGCGGCAGCAACAGCCCCACAGCGACUCGGCGCAACGACAACCGACGAGGACGGCGCCGACGACGCGAGACUGUCCCGAGCUACCACGAGGUGGAAGCCAUCAAGCACGUGCAGUGUGAGUGUGGCUGCAAGGUGCAGGAGCAGGACUGCAACCCCGCCAUCCACAACUACCAGGAGAGCGACUGUGCCUGCGUCUGCAAGAGCAAAGACGAGAAGGUGAAGUGCGAGCAGCAGGGCGGCACCAAGUACUGGGACAUCGACUCCUGCGCCUGCUACUGCCGGAGGACCAUGGACUGUAGCACCGGCGAGUUCUUCUCCCAUACCACAUGCGGGUGUGAGCGGCUGGCGGCUCGAGGCGGCUUCCCAGUGGUCGCCGGAGAAGGUACCGCCCCCUAGUGCUCUCCUCACCCCCUCUGUCCUCUGUACUGCAUGGAUCGGUGCUGGCAUGGCUCCCCUUGGCACUCCCGCGUGUACCUGUCUCGUACCUGUAUUAAUUAACCGAGGGAGGAGCAUGGUGUUCCCUCCUCAAGCCUGUAUUCUUAAACGACUCGGCGCCUCUCUCGUAGAACUUGCUGGGAUUUUCAUGGCCUGUUUUGUGGGUCGAGUGAUAGUUUGACACGACUUCAGUACCUUGAACCUGGUUAAUCGUCUCCGUGGCCUUGGGAAAUACUUGUAGUGGGAGCCCGAGACGUUUGAGAAUGGGGACUUCAGUGUUUACAGUUUUCCGCGGGUAAAUAACCAUGUCCUAAGUCUAUAUACACCAAGUCAAGUCAUACGCAGGUUUGUGGGAGGAGACACGGUCGAGGCGUGGUUUAUGCGUGACACUGCUUGGAGGCAAACUAGAGAAUAUAGAAACAGGGAUUUAGAGAAAACGAGGAAAGGCGGGUUUGUAGUCAUUGGAAUUACAGUCACGCAAUAGCACAAUAAAAAGACAUAUUUUUUCGUCAGUGGCUUGCCUGAACGUGCUGUGAAAGAAGGCGAGAAUGCACAUCCAGAGUGCACAUACGGCCCCAACUUUAGUCACCCCUGAACUGGCGGAUAUUUUUUUUGAGCUCCAAGUGACGUCAUCCCGCUGCUCCGCCCCAAAACCGCCUCCUACGCGUACCGGUCGCAGUUUUGAAGCAGAGUGACUUGACUUGGUAUAUAUAGACUUGGAUCAUGUCUUCUUUGGGUCCGUUCCAGCAACAGAGAUUACCCGGGUUUUCAUGCGUGAUUAUCCCGUUCAUGGUUCAGAGGUCGUGCAAAACUAUCACCAGGAUCACAGAACAGUUCAUGAAAAGCCCAGCAACUUCUACGAGGGGCUUUUCAGACAAGCGAUCUUAGGUCCCGAGACGUUUUUAACCCGGUAACUGCGGGGAUCAUGCUUCUUAAAGGCCCCUCUAAGCGAGAAUAAUAGGAAAAAAUCAUCACUCACGCAAACCAUUUCAUAAUACAUAUCAACGCAUUUGUGAUCGGUUUAUGCAUCAUCUAUUUUGGGGGGUUUAUAUCAUGGCAAAAACUUGGCCUGUCGCUGGUACACGGUAAAGCCACAAAUUUGGUCCGUCGCUGCUACCGGGUUAAGAAUACAAGCUAAUUUUGGUUCGUUCUCUUUUGUAGCAUCUCAUCUUUCAGCGUUACUCGUUGAAGCCGAUUCAUUCUGAUCUCACCUCGAACUCUGAAUCUCAAAGUGCUUAUGUAUAAACACACUGUAGUUUUGUGUACGUGCCAUGCUUGUAUAUGAUUAACUAAUACGAAUGCCUUGUUUCACACACACACACACACACACACACACACACACACACACACACACACACACACACACACACACACACGUAUAUCACCUUUGACCUAUUAAAAAGUCUUGCAGC
Molecule: messenger RNA, 2642 nt
Organism: Eriocheir sinensis (Chinese mitten crab)
Lineage: Eukaryota; Metazoa; Arthropoda; Malacostraca; Decapoda; Varunidae
Exons: 7
Coding region: 193-1191 (332 amino acids)
Biological process (GO): positive regulation of cell population proliferation; positive regulation of protein autophosphorylation
Cellular component (GO): membrane
Molecular function (GO): growth factor receptor binding; growth factor activity
Source: RefSeq, a predicted model, not a curated record